GCGGGCGUUUAACAGGACCGCAGAAAGCUUACAAUUUGCCAGAGAACUUUGUUAAUUUCUUUACUUGGUAUUUUGAUUUUGAUUUUGUGGAAUCGUCACAUCAUGAUUACUGUUACAUAUGCAAUCUGAUUUACAGAAACUAUCCUCGUGGUCAUGACGACAAGCAGUAGAUGUCCAGUUAGAUCUUUCAAAACCAACGGCCACGUAAACACCCAUCACCAGUCAGACUGGGACGAUGUGCUGCCUGUACCCAAACUCAGCUUCUCUGUGGCAUCUGUCCUCGUCUUCUGUCUGGCGGUGCUGUGCUUCGUGAACAGCCACGAUGCGGUUGUGUAUGACGACACAUGGGCGAUCACCAACAACAGAGAUGUGUUGCCGGAAACUCCACUCAUCGCCAUAUUUGCUCAUGACUUCUGGGGGAACCUGUUGGAUGGAAAUAGCCAUAUGUCCUACAGGCCACUUACUGUGCUGACCUUCAGGUGGAACUACGCAUGGGCAGGAUCUAUGCAGCCUGAAGGAUUUCACGUUGUCAACAUCGUCCUGCACGGCUUGGUGUCGGGCAUCUUCCUGGCAGUAUUCUCUGUCCUCGUGUCUGGUUACCAGGUGGACCAGGAAUCUGCCAGGCCGGUGUUUGCCUCGCCCCAAGCUGCUCUCAUGUGUGCUGUGCUGUUUGCUGUACAUCCCAUCCACACUGAAAGUGUUGCUGGGCUUGUAGGUAGGGCUGACCUGCUGUGUGCCUUGACCUUUCUUCUAUCGUUCCUUCUAUAUGCGAGGGCCUGCCUCGACUCUUCAUGCUCGGUCAGCUACCGUCCCAAGUCCUUCUCCCUGGUGUCUCUACUGGCCAGUAUGUGUCUGUGUGCUUCAUGCUCCGUCAGCUACCGUUCCAAGUCCUUCUCCCUGGUGUCUCUACUGCUUCAUGCUCGGUGA
This is a messenger RNA of Haliotis rubra (blacklip abalone), 927 nucleotides long. Its product is annotated as protein O-mannosyl-transferase TMTC4-like. Lineage: Eukaryota; Metazoa; Mollusca; Gastropoda; Lepetellida; Haliotidae. Gene Ontology annotation, molecular function: mannosyltransferase activity. Gene Ontology annotation, cellular component: endoplasmic reticulum. The record is from RefSeq and is a predicted model, not a curated record. Gene Ontology annotation, biological process: endoplasmic reticulum unfolded protein response; protein O-linked glycosylation via mannose.